AUGGGUUCUAACAAGAUGAGCACAAAAUAUGAACCCUAUAACUCUACACAAAUAUUCUCAUCACAGCAAGAAGAACACCAUCAUCAUCAUAAUCAAAAUCAAAAUCAAACCUUUCAUGACCUUAUAUUAUCUUUCUCAUCAUCUCCAUCAGUUGCCCAUGGAAGCUUCAACACCAUAUCAAACAAAGAUGGAGGUGCUUAUGAUCUUGGUGAGUUAGAUCAAGCUCUUUUUCUGUACUUGGAAGGUCAAGACCAGUCAACUCAAGAUCAAAGAGAGAAUUUGGGUGGUAUGAUGAGGCCACAACACACACUCAACAUCUUCCCUUCUGAGCCCAUGCAUGUUGUUGUUGAGCCAUCAUCAAAGGCAAAUACUACUGGAUUAGUUUGCUCCAAGGGACAAUCCGAGCCGUCCAUGGGUUUAUCAAACCCUAGAUCCAACGGCAUUAAUAGUGCUUCUCUUCCUGACCAAGCCAAAGCAGUUAAGGGAAAUAGAAAAGGGCCAACAACCUCAAGUUCAGAACAAGAUGGACCAAAAACACCAGACCCUAAGACAUUGAGGAGGCUUGCUCAGAAUAGAGAGGCAGCUAAGAAAAGCAGGCUUAGGAAAAAGGCUUAUGUUCAGCAGCUAGAAUCGAGUCGAUUGAGGCUGGCUCAGUUGGAGCAGGAGAUACAAAGAGCAAGAUCCCAGGGAUUUUAUCUUGGAGUAGCUGGAGAUCACAGUGCUCCUUUGGCUAUGGGCAACCUAACUUCAGAUGCCGCUUUGUUUGACAUGGAGUAUGCCCGGUGGCUAGAGGAGAACCACCGGCUGAUGGCGGAGCUCCGGCGAGCGGUGCAAGAACACCUGCAGGAAAACGAGCUUCGUGUUCUAGUGGACCACUUGCUGGCCCAAUACGAACAAGUGAUGGCCCUCAAGAGCAUGAUCGCAAAAUCCGACAUCUUCCACUUGUUUUCCGGCAUGUGGAAAACUCCGGCCGAGCGGUGCUUCAUGUGGAUCGGCGGUUUCCGGCCAUCCGAGAUCAUUAAGAUAAUCUUGAAGGAAAUCGAGCCGCUAACCGAACAACAAAUGGCGGGGAUUUGCGACCUGCAGCAGUCCACACAGGAAGCAGAAGAAGCACUUUCUCAAGGACUCGAAGCUCUCACUCAAACACUCACUCAAACCAUAAUAGCGGACUCUCUCAACAACAAUGUCCCGUCGAACAUGAACAACUAUAUGGCCCACAUGGCUCUAGCCGUCAACAAACUCUCGACUCUCGAAGGCUUCGUUCGACAGGGUGAUCACCUGAGGCACCAAAGCCUUCACCGGUUGAACCAGAUCCUGACGACCCGCCAGGCGGCGAGGUGUUUCUUGGCCAUCGGAGAAUACUUCAACCGCCUCCGAGCCCUCAGCUCCCUCUGGUUGACCCGUCCUCGUGAGGCAUAA
This is a messenger RNA of Striga hermonthica, 1419 nucleotides long. NCBI's taxonomy places the organism in Eukaryota, Viridiplantae, Streptophyta, Magnoliopsida, Lamiales, Orobanchaceae. The record is from the annotation of a GenBank genome assembly.